Molecule: messenger RNA, 1418 nt
Organism: Epinephelus fuscoguttatus (brown-marbled grouper)
Lineage: Eukaryota; Metazoa; Chordata; Actinopteri; Perciformes; Serranidae
Product: ankyrin repeat domain-containing protein 1-like
Exons: 10
Coding region: 1-966 (321 amino acids)
Biological process (GO): regulation of transcription by RNA polymerase II
Cellular component (GO): nucleus
Molecular function (GO): RNA polymerase II-specific DNA-binding transcription factor binding
Source: RefSeq, a predicted model, not a curated record
AUGGUGAUGAUGAUGAUGAUGAUGAUGAUGAUGGGGAUGAAGAUGGUGCAACUGGAUGAAGAUGAAUUCUUUGUGUGUUUGAUAUCUGAGCUGAUCAGCUGUGAGGAGGAGGAGGAGGAGGAGGAGGAGAUGAUGGUGUCACAGAAUAAAGACGUCUCUGUGUGUCCUCAGCAGGUGAACGACGGAGGCUACGAGUCGUCUGUCUCUCAGGAGAAGCAGGACUCGGAUCGUCCAAUCAGACUCAAGACGGACCGAUCGGGUCGUCUCCUCCUGGAGACUCCUGCUGACCUCCAGAACCUCCUGCUGCUGAGGAGGCGCAAGAGGGAGCAGAGAGCUGCUGUGAGAACUCGUCCUGCUGCUGCUCCUCCUGCUGCCGUGCCGUACUACGUGGACGAAGAGGAUUUCUUUACGGCCUGUGAUCAGAAGCAGCUGCUGGUGAUCGACAGGUACCUGUCAACAGGUGGAGACGUCAACGCCUGUGACUCAUUUGAGCGUACAGGUCUGCACAGAGCGAGUUCCCAGGGUCACACAGAGGUCGUCUCUAAAUUGAUGGAGGCUGGAGCCAACAUCCACAGCAGAGACAAGCUGUGGUCCACCUGUGUCCACUCUGCCUGUCGGGGAGGACAUCUGUCUGUCCUCAAACUGCUGCUGAACCAUGGAGGAGACUACACUGCAACAGACAGGCUGGACAGUACUCCUCUUCAUGUCUCUGUGAGGACCGGACACAACGACUGUGCUGAACACCUGAUUCACUGUGGAGCUGACAUCAACAAGCAGGACAGGGAGGGAGACACUCCUCUUCAUGAUGCCGUUCGACUCAACAGAUCUAAGACCGUCCAGCUGUUGUUACUACACGGAGCCGACACACACAUCACCAACCAGGAUGGACGCUGUCCUCUGGAUGACGUGUUGGAGUGGCAGAGUGAGACAAAAACUCUCCUUAUCCAGCCCAAUGACAGGAAGUGAUGUCACUGAUUGUGUUACAGAUUCACCAAUAACAAUUCAACACUUUGAGGCUUCUGAUUUUUCAUCAGUGAAGUAAACAAAGUUUGUUUUUGUUUACGUCUUCAGGAAAAAUCCCAGAGACACAAACGUCUCAGCAGCUUUUUUUAAUUAUGCACUUAAAUGAAACCUUUAUUUACUCACUCUGUGUUUCAUUGAUUGAUUGAUUGAUUGACUGACUGAUGAAGUCUCAGUGUGACCACCAGGUGGCAGUAAUAAUAAAUCAUAAACAGGAACCAGAACCUGUUGUUAAAGAUGAAAACAUUUAGUUUUUAUUUUUUGAAACAAGAAUAAAAUGUUUGUGUCAUCUAUACAAAGACGACUCUACUUCCUGUUUACCUCUGGCUGUAGUACGGCAGCCUCUGAGGGACAAAUCUGUCCAUCGGCAGUCCAGGAGGUGGAGACGGUCGGACAGA